AUGAGGUCGGAACCCAGCAGAGCAGGGCCUGGGAGAAGGAACGUGGGGCCGUUGCCCCGAGUCCAUGUGCUGCCCACCCGAAUCCCUGCUGCCAGGGGCGCUGGUCCUCUCUUCUCCUGCAGGAAGUGCUCUCUGCGGUCCCCUGUGAGGCCCCUCCUCACUCUGCUGCUUCUGGUUUCCAUCAAACAAGCUACAGGAUCUCUCCUUGAGGCGACAACUCGGAAGUGGGCUCAGUACAAAGAGAAGUGCCUGAAAGACUUACUCAAGGAACCUUCUGGCAUAUUUUGUAAUGGGACCUUUGAUCGGUAUGUGUGCUGGCCUCAUUCCUCUCCAGGAAAUGUCUCCGUUCCCUGCCCAUCAUACUUACCUUGGUGGCGUGAAGAGAACGCAGGAAGGGCCUACAGACACUGCUUGGCUCGGGGCACUUGGCAGCUGCUGAAGAACUCCACAGAUAUUUGGCAGGAUGACUCAGAAUGCGCUGAGAAUCACAGCUUCAAAGAGAACAUUUCCAUCUCCUGCCGUUCAGCCCAUGUUCUCCUGCACUACUUCGUGGGUGCUAAUUACUCAUGGCUUCUGGUGGAAGGCCUUUACCUCCACACGCUGCUGGAGCCCACAGUGCAUUCUGAAAGGCGGCUCUGGCCCAGAUACCUGCUGGUGGGUUGGGUGAGUAACCUGAAACCCUGGCCUCUUCUCCUGGGGACCCUUCAGAAUGUGGGGUGCUGGGGAACCAACGGGAAUAAGAAAAUCUGGUGGAUCAUCCGAGGACCCAUGCUGCUUUGUGUAGCCGUCAAUUUCUUCAUCUUCUUGAAAAUUCUCAAGCUUCUCAUUUCUAAGCUCAAAGCCCAUCAAAUGUGCUUCAGAGAUUACAAAUACAGAUUGGCAAAAUCUACGCUGGUUCUCAUUCCUUUAUUGGGUGUUCAUGAGAUUAUCUUCUCUUUCAUCACUGAUGAUCAAGUUCAAGGAUUUUCAAAACGUAUACGACUCUUCAUUCAGUUGACUUUGAGCUCCUUCCAUGGACUACUUGUGGCCUUGCAGUAUUGCUUUGCCAAUGGAGAGGUGAAGGCCGAGCUGUGGAAGCACUGGGUCCGCUUCCAGCUAGCCCACCACUUGGGCUGCAGAACCUGGGUUCUUGAAAAGAACUUCCGAUUCCUGGGGAAAUGUCCCAAGAAGCUUUCCACAGGAAACAGCACCAGGACGCUGCAGAAGCCGCAGCCCUCACCUGGCAGUGGGAAGAUCCUGCAGUUGCCCAUGCGGGGCCUUGGGGAGCUGGGCACCCGGCCCCAUCAGGGCCAUACAGCCUGGCCCUGGGGCAGAAGCCUAUCUGAGAGCAGCGAGGGAGACUUCACCCUGGCCCACACCAUGGAGGAGAUUCUCGAGGAGAGUGAGAUCUAGGCAAGAUGUCCUCGCUCUGGCUCUGCUCCUUGGGAACUCCUGAGACAAGUGUGGGAGGCAGAGGCCAAGCCAGACGAGUGUUGUGGGGUGAAGCCAUUACUCCCCCAUGCACCAGGCCCACUCUGUCAUGAAGUCUGUCUUGAGGUUCUUCAUGGUCCGUAUGAAAGAGGCUGUGUAAACACUCACCGCUUCUGCCUGCCAUUGUCAUCCUAAUAACCUCCACCAGUGUGUUUUUCAAGAAUGACCACCAGCCUCUAGGGCUGGCUCCAAAUUCAAGUGAAUGGAGCCCCAAGAUACAGAAAGAGGUCUGCUAUGAAAUAGAGGCCAGUAUCUCUUUCUUUACGCUAUACUGCAUAAGGUUUCCAUUUGAACUUCGGGGCCACCUGGAAAGGGUUUUAAAUGCAGAAUCCGACUCAUGGCAGAGAUUCUAAGAGCCUUCGUCUGGGAUGAUGGCUAGCAAUGGGAGUUGUGUAGCAGGCAUCCUAGGUAACUCUGAUGCAAGCUCAGGGUGCGCAGGAGCUAGGGGUCCCCCUGAGCUGGCCAAUUGUGGGAUGCGCUGGUGGUUUUCUGCUUCAGCAGCUCAGCUGUGACACGCCUGCCCACCUCGGACAGUGUAGUAGUGCACACUGCCCAUCAGAGCCCCACCCCUUUCCUUCUUCUCUCCUCUUCCUCUCUUGUCAAGCCUUUCCUCGCUCUUUCCAUCUCAAGUCUUCAUCCACGGUCAGCAGAAAUUCUCUUUGAUCUGUAACAAUCCCAGCCCUCCUCUGAGGUUUGGCCCCAGCUCCCAGGGCCCCUCCGAAAGUCGCCAUUGGUCCUUUCCUCUCCUUUCCGGCUCCACCUGCCUUUCUGAGCUUGGCUUCCUCAAGCCUUGCUUGCCUUAGCAUUCUCCUCCAUGUUUGGUUGGCCAUGGACACAUUGGUGGCUGUACCUCCUACACCAGGAGGCUGCUCCACUAACCUCUCUGACCCUAGUCCCCGCUGAUAAGAAUUCCACUCCCCUGUGGAAAUGGAUGCUGAACACUGGAGGGGCCCAGGUAAAGUGAUAGGACUGUGGCUAAUCUGGACAUGCUGAACUAUGCACUAAGAUGGCCAGGCCUGUGGGACCCAUUCUGCCAAUGGGGAACCUGAGCUUUGCUCCAGCCCCUAAGUGGAGGGUGUUGCUGCAGGCUGAGGAGGGCACAGGCGAUUAGGGUCAGGCUCAGUGGCUAAACUGUAAGGCAAGAGGCUGAAGGAAGAUCAAGGGAGGAACAUCCUAUGGAAACACGGUGUAAAUGCUCAGGAGUGUCGCUUUUAUAGUGUGUAAAACGUAUGUGUAUGCAGGUGGGGUAUGUUGCUAUGGGACUAAAUACUGCUUCAUAUUAGAGGGCAGUGAUAUGAUACUUCUCAAGUAGGGUUGCCAGAUUUUAGCAAAUAAAAAUACAGGAUGCUCAAUUCAAUUUGAAUUCCAGAUAAACAAAUAACCUUGUUAUAUAAGCCUAUUCCGUGGGACAAUAUUUCACCUAAAAUUCAGUUUUAAUUGUGCAUCCUGGAUUUUACCUGGUAACCUUAUUUUCAAGGAUACUUUGCAGUAGGACUGGAACUAGAGGCAAGUAAGGGUGCAAAAUUUAAGAGAGCACUAAUAAAACCCCUCAGUUGUCAAGAUCAGUAAUAUUUUAAUGCAAUAUUUAAAAAAAAUGAAAUCUGCAAACUACAGCCCACGGGCCAUUUAUCCAAAUAAUGUUCUAUUGGAACUGGGGCUGUGAUGAGGGUGAGGCAAGUGAGGCCAGCUCAUGCGAGUGCAUAGUCUGAUCCUGGCUUAAUUUAACAUUUUGAUAUUUGGCUCAUUAUGAACUUUUUAACAUUAGUUUUUAUUUUUACACUAUUGCAUUAAAAUAGUAUUUAUUUUGAUUAUAGAGGUUUUUGGUUUUUUUCCCCCACCCCUUAAAUUUUGCAUCUGAGGCAAGUGCCCGUCUUGUCCUCGCUCUAGGCCUGCAUCUGCUUUGCAGAAGGAGAGACUGAAGCAAAGGUAUUAGGCAAGUGCAAAAUGAAGUAAAGGCUUAUUUGUUGGUGUCCAGAUUAUCCAUAAUUCAAUCAUUAAAUCACAUGUCCUUCUAACGUUGCCUUUCUGCAAAUGCCCCUGCAUUUUCUCGUCAGCCUAUCAGCUCCUAGAAAGCUGAGGCUAUGUCAUAUUCCCAGCUUGCACCCAGCACAGCUGGUUCAGAGUAGGUGCUCAGUACACAGACAUUGGAUGAGACAACACAGAAAUGUCUCAGCAGCAUUAGAUGCUGUUGGAGGUCAGUUAUUCAGGACCCUGUCAUUAAUAGAAGAAGGAAGGUUUUUUUUCAUAGCAUUUGUAUAAUAAAUAUGUCCUUCUUCCCUCACUCUAUAAAAAGAGUGGCACACACACACUGCUGGCUCUUGUCCUGCCAAUGAUUAAAGUAACAAGUGUAUUUAAUUUGAUUUGUAUUUGUUGAUUUCACAUUUGUUUCUCACUAGAGCUAAAGGUCUCUCCUGCCCAGGAGAAUCUGGUGCCUUGUUCCUGGCACUAAGGAACCUCUUGGUGAAUCUGUGGGGGAUACCUCCUGGGGAUGCCAAGACAUACCUGAGGAACACCGCACAAGAGGCUGGGUUCCUGUGAGAGCAGGUGGCAAUAGGAGCUAGGGCAGUUUGGCUUAUUGUUCUUGAUGAGAUCUAUUUCUGUCCUUGAGUUUACAUGUACAUGAGGAAGCAGAAAUUCAGGGGUGAAGUGACUUCCCAAAGUCUCCGCAGUAGACAUCUAUUUUUAUAAUUCACCUCUCUUAUAGUAGUAGUACCCAAAUUUUCCUCUUGGAAACCAUAUAUCUCCUACUCUCAGUUUAUAAAGUUUGCAUCAUCCCAACUCUGUCCUCAGCCCCAAGGAUGGGCAUGAAAAUUUGCCUGGCCAGUCUGAGUAUGACAGCCUCCUGGCACCAAAUAUUGGAUCAGGGAUGAGCAUAUAACCAAUCAGAGCCAAUUGGAGACAGUCCUGAGACUUUGGCUAGGACUCUCAAGUUCACUUUCCACAAAGAACAGUACUUUCUGGUGGUGUUGAUUGUGCCAUCAAUUUGGCUAAAGCUUGUGGAUGGGAUUACCCCUAACACCAGCAAGAGGAGACCCCCGCCUGCUUCAGGGGGUUGCACACAGGUUGGUCAAGGGUCCAGAACAUCUAGAUAUUUUUCUGACCUCAUCUUGGAACUUAAGGCUGGAGAAGAAAUGGGCCUUCAAAACAAUGACUUUGAUAUUCUUGAGAACCUAAGGGUGGAGCGAUUUCUGAGGUACUGCAGGCCCUGGAGCUCUGAAAAGGCAGUGUGGGCCAGUGGGCAGGCCUGGCCUGGCUCUGCUCAUAAGCUGGCUGACCCUGGGCUGGCUGCUUGCGUCUCUGGGCCUCCUUUUCCUGUCUCUAAAAUGAGGGACCUCCAGCACAUCUGCCUUCACCUAUCACCAUAUCAGUAUUGAACUUGUCGUUGUCCCUGAAACCAGCAACUCUCCGUUUUCCAGCUCAGCAGAUGACAUCACCCAAGCCACAAACAUGGCUGCCAUCCUUGUUCCUCCUCCCCUGCCCGCAGCCGGUCAGGUAGAUUCUGCCUCCCAAAUAUCUCCAGAGCGGUCUCCUUCUCUCCAUUCCACGGCCAUUCACCUGGCCCAGGCCACCUGGGUGACUAUUGAAGUAUCACCUCCGGUCACCCUGCCCCCACUCAUGCCCCUCUGAUUUGGUUUCACUCAGCCACAGGGCUUUAUUACCAACACAGAUCCUUCUUACUCCGAGCCCCACAAUGGCAUCCACUACCCCCACGGUAACACGCAAGGCUUCCCAUGGGCUGCACGGAAGGCCUGGCAUGGUCUGACCCCUGCCGACCAUUCAGACUUAACUCGCAGUGGGCUCCCUCCGCUCCCUGGCUACACUGGCCUUCUCCCAGGAAAUGCUCAUUACUGCCUCAGGGUCUCUGCGGUGACACACUGCUUCCUCACCUUUUCUCCCACCAUAGUCCACUAGGUCUUAAUUUAAAUGUCUCUCUUCAUCAAGAAUACCUUCCUUGAUCUUCCGGACAAGGCAGCCCCUCCGUGACAUCUUCCCACAGUGCUUUGCAAAUCUCCAUGGUAACCUUCCCACUUGUGAUGGCUUCUCAAGGUCUGUAGUCCCUUCUGCACCCUGUGCCCUGCAAGAGCAGAGCCGUAUCCAUCUCCUACACCACCACAGGGCCAGCA
Molecule: messenger RNA, 5594 nt
Organism: Hipposideros armiger (great roundleaf bat)
Lineage: Eukaryota; Metazoa; Chordata; Mammalia; Chiroptera; Hipposideridae
Gene: GLP2R
Product: glucagon like peptide 2 receptor
Biological process (GO): cell surface receptor signaling pathway; adenylate cyclase-modulating G protein-coupled receptor signaling pathway
Cellular component (GO): plasma membrane
Molecular function (GO): glucagon receptor activity; peptide hormone binding
Source: RefSeq, a predicted model, not a curated record